GGAUGCUGACAUCUGGAGUCUGCAGUUGAAGUUGAGCCACCCUGUUCAGGGCGAUCAAGCUUGGGAGCAGAAUUUAGGGGUGUGCUCUGAGAGCGCUUGUGUACCCUAGCCAUUGCUUCCAGGCUUGCAGGAAGUCUCAUUCGUGUUGCUUCACGACCUUCUUUGUGAAGGAGGAAGAGGGGAGUAGGCAAGAGUGAAAGCCUGAGAGCUAUUUGCUUUGGUGCGAAUGAGACCAGAUCGAGACGAAUGCCAAUCAUAAGCACCCCACAAGAAUAGGGGUUGGUGAAGGGCCACCUUGAAGUAGGCGGUCCAUUUAAAGACACUCGGAUCUGCUGCCCUUUGACAGUCCAGUAGGAGAGGGCAAUGGCGGCAGGGGGGACCAGAGCGCGCGCUGAUUAUGACUAUCUCAUCAAAUUGCUGCUGAUUGGGGAUAGCGGUGUUGGAAAGAGUUGCCUGCUUUUGCGGUUCUCAGAUGAUUCCUUCACGACAAGCUUCAUCACCACAAUAGGGAUUGAUUUCAAAAUUCGUACAAUUGAGCUGGAUGGGAAGAAGAUCAAGCUCCAGAUAUGGGAUACGGCUGGUCAAGAACGAUUCAGAACCAUCACAACAGCUUACUACCGAGGCGCCAUGGGCAUCUUGCUGGUCUAUGACGUGACUGACGAGGCAUCAUUCAACAACAUCAGAAAUUGGAUCCGGAACAUUGAGCAGCAUGCAUCUGACAACGUGAACAAGAUUCUCGUUGGCAACAAGGCAGAUAUGGAUGAGAGUAAACGGGCUGUCCCCACCGCCAAAGGCCAGGCGCUGGCUGACGAAUUUGGAAUCCAGUUCUUUGAAACGUCGGCCAAGACCAACCACAAUGUGGAGAACGUCUUCUUUACGAUCGCUCGGGACAUCAAGGAGAGACUGGCUGCGAACGCUGACCAAAAGACAGAGGCACCGCAGGCGAUCAAAAUCAAGCCUAACAAAAACGACAAGCCUCUCAAGACGAAGUCGUCAUGCUGCAGUUAGGCGAGAGGUAACAAAGCUGGAUAGGUCCAGCUGCAAAGAGCGCGGUAGUUAUAGUUGCUGUGUUGGAUAUGCCCUCGCUGUGGGUGGUUAAUGUCUUCUGAGCGAACAAACCAGCUUUGUAGCUAGUCGAAUGCCAGAUAAUAAUGCCUUGUAUGUAUAUGUUCCCGGCUCCUUCCUUUCUGCGCUUAGUCGAUUCAGGCUGCCUUCGGCAAAUGCGGUUUUCAGUUGGUUCCGUUGUUUUAAGAGACAGAGCUGCAGAAUUGUUUUGCAAGCUUGUUCCUCCAGCUGAAAAUCAGUUUUUAAAACUGGUAUGGUUGGACCUACGAAACUUCUUUAAAUAGUGCCGCUUAGCUCCACUGCCUUAGCUCGGUGGUUCUGGAGCCGAGCUGCAUUUGCUUUCUCAUAU
Messenger RNA from Klebsormidium nitens, 1414 nucleotides. Lineage: Eukaryota; Viridiplantae; Streptophyta; Klebsormidiophyceae; Klebsormidiales; Klebsormidiaceae. The record is from the annotation of a GenBank genome assembly.